This is a messenger RNA of Peromyscus eremicus (cactus mouse), 934 nucleotides long. RefSeq names its product RNA polymerase III subunit G (gene Polr3g). The transcript has 8 exons. Bases 173 to 850 code for a protein of 225 amino acids. Gene Ontology annotation, biological process: cell population proliferation; transcription by RNA polymerase III. Lineage: Eukaryota; Metazoa; Chordata; Mammalia; Rodentia; Cricetidae. The record is from RefSeq and is a predicted model, not a curated record. Gene Ontology annotation, cellular component: RNA polymerase III complex.
GUGGCCGCGUGCAGGACCCUGCGCGCUGCGGAGAAGGUGGAACCCGCGGCUCCUUGCUGGCGCGGCUGUCCGCACCCUUGCCGGCACCCCUGCCACCUCGGCUGCACGGCGUGCCCAAACCUCGAGACUUUGUGAGCAGGGAUUGUCCACACUCCUGCUGCAGUCGGUUCCGAUGGCUGGUAAUAAAGGAAGAGGACGUUCUACCUACACCUUUAAUAUUGAGGCUGUCGGCUUCAGCCGCGGGGAUAAGUUGCCUGAUGUUGUGCUGAAGCCCCCGCCGCUGUUCCCUGACACAGAUUACAAGCCAGUGCCCCUGAAAACAGGAGAAGAUGAGGAUUACAUGCUGGCCUUGAAGCAGGAGCUGAGAGAGACAGUGAAGCGAAUGCCUUAUUUUAUUGAGACCCCUGAAGAGAAACAAGAUGAUAUUGAAAGGUAUAGUAAAAGAUAUAUGAAGAUAUACAAAGAAGAAUGGAUACCAGACUGGAGAAGACUUCCAAGAGAGAUAAUGCCAAGGAAAAAGCGCAAAAAAGUGGAUCCGAAAUCCAAAACGGCCAAAGCUGCAGACAGAGGUCCUUCACUCACUAAUUCUGCAGAUGUGUUGAAAAAAAUUGAGGAAUUAGAACAGCGAGGGGACGGUGAGAGAUCGGAUGAAGAAAUUGAAGAGAAGGAAGGGAGCAAAGAGAAAAACAAAGAUGGCGAUGGAGAAGACAACGACGACGAUGACGCAGAGCAAGAGGAGUACGAUGAAGAGGAACAAGAGGAGGAAAAUGACUACAUUAACUCCUACUUCGAAGAUGGAGAUGAUUUUGGUGCAGACAGUGAUGAUAACAUGGAUGAAGCGACCUACUAGCCAUGGACUUUCUCUCUCUCUUGUUCAUACAGCUUCAAGCAUUUGGAUCAGCUUACUUUAUUUCUGAUAAGGAUUAAGUCCAUA